Cornus florida is the source of this 1959-nucleotide messenger RNA. RefSeq lists its product as uncharacterized. The transcript has 2 exons. The record is from RefSeq and is a predicted model, not a curated record. Gene Ontology annotation, molecular function: DNA binding; protein dimerization activity. The coding region runs from base 1 to 1959 and encodes 652 amino acids. Lineage: Eukaryota; Viridiplantae; Streptophyta; Magnoliopsida; Cornales; Cornaceae.
AUGGGAAAAAAGAGGGAUGCAUUUUGGGAUCAUGUUGAACAAUUACAAGGUCAUUUCAUGUGUAAGUAUUGUAACUUAAACUAUCCUGGAGGUAUUUCAAGAGUCAAAUCACACUUAUCUGGGGUAAAAGGUAAAGACAUUGAAAUUUGUUUAAAAGUACCUCAAGAGGUUCAAGCAGCUGCAUUUUUAGCAAUUGGUGGUUCGAACAAAAAAAUUAAGACUACAGUUACUCCAAUUGAUGUUGAGCAAGGUGGGUCUGUUAAUUUUUCCUCUGCACCUUCAAUGGGCUUACAACAAUCUACCAUGCCAGAAACAAUUAAGAAGAUGGAUAAGAGUGAGGUGGAUAAAAAACUUGCCAAGCACAUUAUUUUGAAUAAUAUUUCAUUUAAUAUGGUUCAGACUCAAUCUUUUAUUGAUUUUGUGAUAAGUGUUGUUGAAUUUGGGUCAACAUAUUACUCAACUUUACGCACAAAGCUAAUACCAGAUUCUAAGACAGAAGUAGAGGCAUACAUUGGGAAUGUGAAGAAAACUUGGGUUGCUACAGGUUGCACACUAAUGUCAGAUAUAUGGAGUGAUAUGAAGCAACGUGCCUUUAUUAACAUAAUUGCAUAUUCACCUGAUGGGGCAGUAUUUAUGAAUUCAUUUGAAAUUUCAAAGGAUAAAAAAAUAGGUGUUUAUCUAAAAGAUAUUAUGUCAUCAGUAAUUGAAGAUAUUGGACCUAAUCAUGUUGUACAGUUCAUUACUGAUAAUGCAUCAAAUUUUGAAUCAACUGGUGACAUGCUUAUUGGUAAUUACCCUUGUAUGUGUAAAACACGAUGUGCUGCUCAUGGGAUUCAACUACUAUUGAAAGAUAUUUAUUCUGAAGUUUUGUGGAUACAUGAUAUUAUUGAUAAUGCAAAAUUAAUUGUGACAUAUUUGUACAAGCACACUAUUAUUUUGUCAUUAAUGAGAGAUCACACAAAUCAUAAAGAACUCAAACAUCCUUGUGCAACUAGAUUUGCCUCCAAUUUUUUGAUGGUUCAAUCAAUUUUAGAAGUUGAAGAUGGAUUGCGAUUACUUGUGGCAUCUUCUGAAUGGAGGGGGUUGGAUUACAACAAAAGAGGGAUGGGACUAAAGGUUGCUAGUAUUAUUCAAAGUGUUGAGUUUUGGAGUAAAGAGAAAGAAAUAAUACAAACUCUGGAGCCUUUAGUUAGUGUUCUUCGUUUGGUUGAUGGAGAUGGUUCAACUGCAGGAUAUUUGUAUGAGGCGAUGGAAAGGGCAAAAGAAACUAUUAAACAACGUUGUUGUAUUAAUCAAGCUAAUUACAUGCAGAUAUGGGAGUUAUUUAAAAAACGGAGAAUUGAAAAUGUAAUCCACCCAAUACAUGCACCUGCUGCAUUUUUAAAUCCUGCCUUCAUGUGUAGUGAGGACUUCAGAGAAAAUCGUGAAAUGAAAGACGGUAUAGAUUUUAUGUUAGGAAAUUUUAUUAUUGAAGAAGAAAAGGAAGAUUUUAUUCGAGAACUACAAUUUUACCAUAUGAAGACCACAACUUUAUUCACAAAUACAACAAAGACAAUGUUGAAAACAUCUGAUCCUCGAGUUUGGUGGGAUUAUUGUGGGGAUUGUCUUCCUGUGCUACAAAAGUAUGUCAUUCGUAGAUUAAGUCAGCCUUGCAGUUCUUCUUCAUGUGAGCGAAAUUGGAGUGCUUGGGAAGCUGCGCAAAUAAAGAAAAGGAAUAGGUUGGCACCUAUAAUGUUGGACAAUCUUGUAUACGUAAGGAUGAACACAAUGAUGAUGUUAAAAUUCAAGACACUCGAAGCACAAGAUUUCGAGCCAAUUAAUCUUGACAAACUUAGUGACGAUCUUGAAUAUGUUGAUCAUGAAGAAUUGGAGGAUUAUUCCUUAGAGCCAACAGAUGACGUUUCUAGUGAUAUAGUCACCAAUAAUGAAGAUCUCUCUUGGUUAGAUGGUGUUAUCUAA